Fusarium sp. VM40 is the source of this 915-nucleotide messenger RNA. Lineage: Eukaryota; Fungi; Ascomycota; Sordariomycetes; Hypocreales; Nectriaceae. The record is from the annotation of a GenBank genome assembly.
AUGUGUACAGAUCUUCUCAAUCAACCCUCGAAUAUCGGCUCCGAUUGCAUGUGGAUCCAUUUCUAUGGAAUCUGGCUGGUUGAUCACUUGAGACCUCCAAUGCAGAUUCCAAAGGUUGUUUUGUCACUUCUCGACAAACUUCAAACCAGGGAAAUUGAAAUCCCUAGGUGUGUUAAGAAACGAGCUCCGCACAAAAGCGACAUACACCGAAUUUGGGAGGCCACGUCCUACAAAGACACCUGCGAGUACGUUAGUGCUCUCUUCUUCGACGAUGAUGAUCAUAGUGUGCGUUUUCUGAGAAACGAGGCUAUGUGUGCGCACUUUAUGCGUGACUUGCCGGUAGCUCACAACUAUUUACCGCCUCCGACACCCAACAUCAUCUAUGGAUAUUCGAAGGAGUCUCUUUGCCAACCUAACGCACCAAAACUUCCCAUUUGGUUAGUCGAGGAAACAAAAGCCGAGACUGAUCUCUACUAUCCCUUCCUCGUGAUCAAGAUGCAGGGGGAUGAGACUAACACCAACCGCAAGUCCCACGAGGCAAUAAACGACUGCAUGGUAGCAUCUUCGAUCUGCGUUGGAAUGAUAGACAAGCUCAAUGAACGUCUGUUCGAGCUCUACAACUACAACGUACCCGAAAGAUUGAACGACGCGGUGUUCGGUAUCGUUGCCAAUGGGGGAGUUGCUCGUGUCUACGUAACGUAUGCAUGGUAUAAAGGUACAGAACACACCUUGAAAGUGGCUAGCUUCUUGCUGGAAGAUCCAGAGCGCCACCUAAAGUUUUAUAAACUUGUGCGAAGUAUUAUCGCGUGGGGGAAUGGAGAAAGACUUGAAGGGAUUCUCAGUGCUUUGAGGGUUAUUCGACUGGGAGGUCCUCGAUGGCAUCGAUACCCAGCAUACGGCGAAGAUACAUCUUGA